Messenger RNA from Spea bombifrons (plains spadefoot toad), 3130 nucleotides. RefSeq names its product chloride voltage-gated channel 3 (gene CLCN3). The record is from RefSeq and is a predicted model, not a curated record. The transcript is spliced from 14 exons. Gene Ontology annotation, cellular component: Golgi apparatus; early endosome; synaptic vesicle. Gene Ontology annotation, biological process: transmembrane transport; chloride transport. Lineage: Eukaryota; Metazoa; Chordata; Amphibia; Anura; Pelobatidae. Gene Ontology annotation, molecular function: voltage-gated chloride channel activity. The coding region runs from base 156 to 2759 and encodes 867 amino acids.
UUUUCUAGCGUAGUACGGGUCUGCUGAGCGGAGCUGCCAUUAUACCCCUCCUCUGCCGCCUAGUGCCCCAAGAGAGGAGGGGGAGGAUGCAGAGUCGCCUCCCCGGGGAUCAAGCCGUGCGUCGGGCCACUCGGGACAGGUCAUCAAGCAGCUAAAUGGAGUCUGAGCAGCUAUUUCAGCGCAGUUAUUAUCGGAACAGUUACAACAGUAUUACCAGCGCAAGCAGUGAUGAAGAGCUUCUAGAUGGAGCCGGGGGAAUGAUGGACUUCCAUACACUGGAAGAUGACCACUUGUUGGAUGGUGAUGCGUCAAUGGGAACUCAUUACACAAUGACAAACGGAGGAGCCAUCAAUAGCACCACUCACUUGCUGGAUCUUUUAGAUGAGCCAAUCCCCGGGGUUGGAACAUACGAUGAUUUCCAUACGAUCGACUGGGUGCGGGAAAAAUGUAAAGACAGAGAGCGUCACAGACGGAUAAAUAGCAAGAAAAAGGAAUCUGCAUGGGAGUUAACCAAAAGUCUGUAUGAUGCCUGGUCCGGGUGGCUGGUCGUUACGCUCACAGGUUUGGCAUCAGGUGCCCUGGCCGGCCUGAUAGAUAUCGCCGCAGACUGGAUGGCCGAUCUGAAGGAAGGGAUUUGCAUGAGUGCGUUCUGGUUUAAUCACGAGCAGUGCUGCUGGGGAUCAAACGACGCGACGUUCGAGGAGAGAGACAAGUGUCCGCAGUGGAAAACGUGGGCCGAUCUCAUAAUAGGCCAAGCAGAAGGUCCCGGCUCGUAUAUAAUGAAUUAUAUCAUGUACAUAUUCUGGGCGUUGAGUUUUGCUUUUCUGGCUGUCUCUCUGGUAAAAGUGUUUGCUCCGUACGCAUGUGGCUCAGGAAUCCCAGAGAUCAAAACCAUUCUGAGUGGAUUCAUCAUCAGAGGGUAUCUGGGCAAAUGGACCUUAAUGAUCAAAACCGUCACGCUGGUUCUAGCUGUGGCCUCGGGUCUAAGUCUGGGGAAGGAAGGUCCCUUGGUACACGUCGCCUGCUGCUGUGGAAAUAUCUUCUCCUACCUCUUUCCCAAGUACAGCACAAAUGAGGCAAAGAAAAGGGAGGUCUUGUCGGCUGCCUCGGCAGCGGGGGUGUCUGUAGCGUUUGGCGCUCCAAUAGGUGGGGUUCUUUUUAGUUUGGAGGAGGUGAGUUACUACUUUCCUCUGAAGACCUUAUGGAGAUCUUUCUUUGCAGCCCUGGUAGCCGCUUUCAUUUUAAGGUCAAUCAAUCCCUUCGGGAACAGCCGUCUUGUCCUCUUCUACGUGGAGUAUCACACUCCUUGGUACCUUUUUGAACUCAUCCCGUUCAUUCUCCUGGGUGUGUUUGGAGGAUUGUGGGGAGCCAUUUUCAUCCGCGCAAACAUCGCCUGGUGCCGGCGUCGGAAGACGACAAAAUUCGGGAAAUAUCCUGUCCUGGAGGUCAUUGUUGUGACGGUCAUCACUGCGAUCAUUGCUUUUCCCAACCCGUACACGCGCUUUAACACCAGCCAGCUGAUCAAGGAGCUGUUCACGGACUGUGGGCCUCUGGAGUCGUCCACGCUGUGCGACUACAAAAAUGACAUGAAUUCCAGCAAAAUCGUGGAUGGCAUUGCAGACCGCCCUGCGGGCAACGGGGUGUAUUCGGCCAUAUGGCAGCUGUGCUUGGCUCUUGUGUUUAAAAUCAUCAUGACUGUCUUCACUUUUGGCAUUAAGGUUCCUUCUGGCUUGUUUAUCCCCAGCAUGGCCGUCGGGGCCAUAGCAGGAAGGAUAGUAGGCAUUGCCGUGGAGCAGAUGGCCGCGUAUCACCACGACUGGUUUAUCUUUAAGCAGUGGUGUGAAGUUGGAGCAGACUGUAUAACGCCCGGUCUGUAUGCCAUGGUUGGUGCCGCCGCUUGUCUGGGUGGCGUAACUAGGAUGACCGUCUCGCUGGUCGUCAUAGUAUUCGAACUGACCGGGGGUCUGGAAUACAUUGUUCCUCUCAUGGCUGCUGUGAUGACAAGUAAGUGGGUGGGAGACGCCUUUGGAAGGGAAGGCAUCUACGAAUCGCACAUACGGCUCAAUGGAUACCCCUUCCUGGACGCCAAGGAGGAAUUCACGCACACCACUUUGGCACGAGAUGUGAUGAGGCCCAAGAGGAGUGACCCCCCGUUGGCAGUUCUUACUCAAGAUAACAUGACUGUAGAUGACAUUGAGUGUUUGAUCAAUGACACCAGCUAUAACGGCUUCCCGGUCAUCAUGUCUAAAGAAUCGCAAAGGCUCGUGGGAUUUGCAUUGAGAAGGGAUUUAACACUAGCAAUAGAAAAUGCAAGAAAAAAGCAGGAAGGUAUUGUUGGCAGCUCCCGGGUAUGUUUUGCCCAGCACACGCCAUCUCUCCCUGCAGAAAGCCCUCGACCCCUGAAGCUUCGCAGCAUCCUGGACAUGAGCCCGUUCACCGUGACUGACCACACGCCCAUGGAAAUAGUGGUUGACAUCUUCAGGAAGCUGGGCCUCAGACAGUGCCUUGUGACACACAACGGGACUGUCUUGGGGAUCAUCACAAAGAAGAACAUAUUAGAACACCUCGAGCAUCUAAAGCAGCACGUGGAACCCUUGGCGCCUCCUUGGCAUUAUCACAAAAAAAGAUAUCCUCCGUCAUAUGGCCCAGAUGGCAAACCACGACCCAGAGUCAAUAAUGUUCAAUUGAAUACAGUCUAUGAAGAAGAUCCGGAGGAGACUGGAGAAGAGGCCUUUUUGUUGACUAACUCUGUGUCCUGAUCUGGAUAUUUUGGUUUUGCAAACUGGAAGCAUUAUCAUAAAGUUUUUAUUUUAAAUGGCAUUCUUGCCUCCUUUGUUGUAAGACGUCACUGGAAGGUUCAGAGCUUUGUGGCACCAACGUGGAAUAGUGUCACCGCUGACGCUGUAUGAGUUGGGCAGUGUAGAAGCCUGGGAAGGUGCCUUCAUGACCAGCAAGUGUGUGACAGGAGUGCUUUGAAACUAAUUCCCUUAAAUAUAUUGGGGAUACCCUGAACUGAGCCAUCGGUUAUUCAAGACUUGCUAUAAGUUUUACCACUGGAAGAAUAAUAAUAUGAUGAUUAUGCUGUCACCUGUCUGAUUAUUACACCCUUUUUGUACAUUCCAGGACAAAA